CGGGACCCUCCCUCCCCGAGUUUACCCCAGGGGUUCCAGAUUGUUAAUGUACACUUAUUGUGUAUGGUUUUACUUUUUAACAUCGAAUAUUGACAAAAAUACAUUGUUUGAAAAAAUAACCCUCGUAUAGCUAUUAUAUAUACACACGGUAUGAAACGCACUAUAUGCCUAUUGCUGAAAGAUUGUGGAACACUGGACCUGACCUUUUUCAUCGAAAACACACAUGUUCCAAUGCAGUUGCCGACAAAAAGCAACUGGAUUCGUUAAAAGACAGUAAAAGCAACGAGAUUACGCUACUAACCGAUCUCCUGCUCGGCUAAUAACUUUGAUAUUCAAUUAAAUUCGACUUUCUCGCUACAUGUCGGUGUUUUGCUGUCAUAUUUUGUCAAUCGAAUGCUCGGUUCUAAAACGCCAUAUCAUUGGCCAACACAAUGAGAACAACCAACCAGAUGACGUGUUAUAAAAUUAAAAUGGUGUACAUGUGUAGAUGAAACACCUAGUGACAUAUAGCGUGAAAGUCAAAUUUAAUUGAAUAUUAAAGUUAUAAGCUCUUUACAGGAAGUGCCCCUUUUCAGUCAAAGUAUGACAUCAUUACAGAAGCUGUGAUGUGUGUCAUUGGAAAAGACACCGUAACCGUGACAUGCACUGCUCCAUUAAACUUGAACAGCACCUAUUUACAGCUAACAGGGUCAAGUGCUGAGAGUCACGAGGAUGCUUCAGAUGACGCUAUUUUGCCAAGCUCAGACAGAUGCAGUUCGCCUGAGCCCCAAUCUCACAAAAGACGAAAGGAGUGCACAACCAAAGUAAGAGAGAAAAAUCCUAAGAUGUGUGGUCUCACAUGCUUGUUGAAGUCAUUGCAGUUUGGAUGCCAUGAACAAACUGAAUAUGAAGAAGCUCAAACUUCAAAUCAAAUUGUAUGUGGCACAGCUGGCAAAGUUACAAGAAGAAUGACCUAGUCAAAUCUCUAAGAGAAGGGCAGUUAAAUGGGCAUAUUGACUGUGUAUGAUUUAAAAAAAUAAAAGUUUAGAUAAGAAA
Dreissena polymorpha is the source of this 1035-nucleotide messenger RNA. RefSeq lists its product as uncharacterized. The record is from RefSeq and is a predicted model, not a curated record. NCBI's taxonomy places the organism in Eukaryota, Metazoa, Mollusca, Bivalvia, Myida, Dreissenidae. The coding region runs from base 606 to 956 and encodes 116 amino acids. The transcript is spliced from 5 exons.